Arabidopsis lyrata subsp. lyrata is the source of this 1094-nucleotide messenger RNA. RefSeq names its product protein MOR1. Lineage: Eukaryota; Viridiplantae; Streptophyta; Magnoliopsida; Brassicales; Brassicaceae. The transcript has 12 exons. The record is from RefSeq and is a predicted model, not a curated record. Bases 290 to 679 code for a protein of 129 amino acids.
UUUACAAAAUGGAAAAAUCAGCAGAUGUGUGAAAAACAGGCGAAGGAAGCAUUUUUGUGAUCUUGAGAGUCAGUGGACAAGAAGGGCUUUGGCGGAGCCAGUGUCGAAAGGGGUUUCAAAGAUUUCAAAAUUGACUUUUCGUGGUACCUUGAAGUUCAUAAAAUCAUCACUCACAUAUCUUCGACUGCGGGAAAAUUUCCUAAGAAAUGUGUCGUACUUUGCAUUACAGAUAUACAGACACGAGCCUCUACUGCGAAGUGCACUAUUUUUUUCUACGAAGCAGUUUAUCAUGGAUUUGUUUACGAGAGGGUAUGUGCUAGUUCUGGGACUGUUUAUUAAUCAAAUAUUCAGUUCAAGAGAAUGGGGAGAAGAUUGGGUAGCUAGGAGCAAACGAAGGUUAAGUAUGGAUAGCCAGCCUCCUCGUCAAUAUGAAAAGAUCAUUGCUUACACGGUGAAAAUUGAUGGAGGAUGUUCUGCGCACUUGGAAAAGCAUGAGAAGGAUCAACUAUGUAUGGAACUUAAUUAUUGCCUUAAUAAGGGAAACCCCCACACAGAUGAAGUGAUGCGAUUGGAGUCAAUUGAAGGUGUAAGUAAAAUUCAGGAAGAGCCUAACAAACCUAUCCAACCAAAUGGAACUGUUCGAUUUGGUGGUCUACGAGGGGAUAGUAACAAACAUUGAAUACCAUUGGAGGUGUUGCAGCAGCCAAGGGAUCAGCUGUCGAGAAGGCGAGCAACUUUGAUGAUACAUGGCAAGCAUUGGAAAUCAUUUUUACACUAUAAAGUAUCACUGCCUGCUAGUUUUACCAAAUGUUUGAGUGGUCUACUUUAGGGAAUUAGAAGUACAUGAUCCCCAUACACUACUUCAGCUACUCUUGAUUCAUUGCUUGGUGUUGUGCAUCUUUACAAAAUGAUACCUUAUAUAAUAAUAGAUGGGAAAAUGGGAGCAAAAGGAAGUAUGGAAUUAUUUUUCUCGAAAGGCAAAUACGUAGUCCAGACUAAAUGAAGAGUCAGACAUGGUGAUUAGAGAUGAGCAAGGAGAACUACCUUCUUGGCUUACCCGAGCAUUUUGGGAGGAGGAAGAAAGACAUCUUCAC